Molecule: messenger RNA, 1424 nt
Organism: Suillus subalutaceus
Lineage: Eukaryota; Fungi; Basidiomycota; Agaricomycetes; Boletales; Suillaceae
Exons: 2
Coding region: 195-1382 (395 amino acids)
Source: RefSeq, a predicted model, not a curated record
ACGGUCGCGCCUACGGGUACACUCACUCAGAUCACCCUCACGAUCAAAAGGGGUCGUCAUUAACUGGUGAUUUACGCACAUUUGCUGGACGUUCUGUUCAAUCCCAACAGCAAGCCCUGAGAAGUCAGACGGUACCAGAUGCCUGGUCGCCUGCUGAGGCCUUCCCCUCUGUCUGCGCCUGUGGUGACUCAUGCAUGUGUCCUGGAUGUACCUUGCACAACAAUCCACCAAUAACCGGUGGGGCUACCUAUGCCUCGUGCAGUAACCCAUCCACCUGCGCCUUUUGUCUCGAUUGCACCAUAUUGUCCAUACCAGCAGGCAAUCCGCCUCCUAACAUUGACUCAUCCUCUGAUCCAUCACAAUCGCAAGAAUUUGAUGAAUGGCUCAGACAAGUCGCACUUAGCCCGGGCAUCUCAAAUUCCCAACCGAACUUCAACCCGUAUGAACUGACCACGCCUCAAAUACAGUCCUAUCAAAACGGAAGACCGCGGUUACCUGAAACUCCGUCUCCGCCGGCAGAGUGCUGCGGUGGGCGGUGUAAAUGUCCUCGUAAUUCUUGUGCUUGCCUUCCAGACUGCUGUGGGUGCUGUCUAGGUUGUCAGUGUGAUAAUCACUGUAAUGACGCGCGGUCGCGAACGACGUUUGCGGUAUCUGGUGAACGGGGUUUGUGUUGCAGAAAGGCUGACUCAAAUACGAACGCUCCUUCAGCUGGGAGGCGCCUCCCUGAUUUCAUGGCUAUGACGAAUAUCCGUGAUCAGUCGUCUGCCUCCGGGGCGGGCGGUCAAGGGUACUAUGGUCAGCAGGGAGCAUUUGUGGAUUACUCCGAGGCUCCGAGUCGAUCGUCCUCCGGUUCGUCCUUGUCAAGUCGUAUGCCCACGAGACCUCCAUCCGGACCGUUUUCACGAUCUUCUAGGAUUCUAGGCUGCUGGGGCAGAGUGGCCCGAAUUCCAGUAGUAGAUCGCCGCCGGCGCACGUCGGACCUUCCGGGAGUACCCGUGGUUUUGCUACCUAUGCGGAGUCCGAAAGGACUCGUGGGGCUGCAACGUACUCGAACUAUAACCCGUCGCUGGAUGCAAUGCGCUUCGACUAGGGAAGCCUGCCACGGAGUGAAUUCUUAUGGAUCUGAUGCUAUUGCUCUUCUUUCAUUUUUACGUUGUGCUUGUCUACUUCUUGCGGCUCGCUGGUCUACUGAUGGACAUGCAGUGGCCGUGAUUGCCCCUUAUUUAUAUUUUCUUCUCGUUACAUUUUUUUUGCCUUCUCUCGACGCUACGCCUUGCUCGAUGGACGCGAUAGAGACUCGUCUAGAACGUCUACAGAGCUUUUUUCUUCCCAUUACCACACGUAACUUUCCAUGUACCUUGCUACAGCAACAGAUUUUAUAAUUAUCCAUCGUUAGCCGCUCGGUUUGUACGACGGCAUUUACU